Messenger RNA from Lasiosphaeria miniovina, 1875 nucleotides. Its product is annotated as caspase domain-containing protein. Gene Ontology annotation, molecular function: cysteine-type endopeptidase activity. The transcript is spliced from 4 exons. Lineage: Eukaryota; Fungi; Ascomycota; Sordariomycetes; Sordariales; Lasiosphaeriaceae. The record is from RefSeq and is a predicted model, not a curated record. Bases 1 to 1428 code for a protein of 475 amino acids. Gene Ontology annotation, biological process: proteolysis.
AUGGCGAACAUGAAAGUGAACAAGUGGGCUGUCUUGAUUGGAAUAGACUACUAUAUUAGCGGCACAUCGAGAGAGGGAGUCCACGAAUACCUCCGCGACUGGUUGGGAGUCCAGGACUCUCAUAUAUAUCGGCUUACGGCCACGACACCAGGCGACGACGAUAGCAAGGCGCCAAGAGGGGACAGAUCCCAACGGCCCACAUAUGAAAACAUCAUCAAGGUUCUCCAGCAGGUGUCCCAAGAAGCCCGGCCGAAGGACCUCGUCUACCUACAUUACUCGGGACAUGGGAUACGUGUCAAGACGAUUUUUGGCGACCUGAAGGGCGAGGACGGUAUCGACGAGGCUCUCGUGCCAACAGACAUCGCUUGUGUCGGAGGCCGCUACGUCCGGGACGUGGAGAUUGCCUACCUGCUCCGGGAGAUGGUUAAGAAGGAACUCGUCAUUACAGUCGUUCUCGACUGCUGUCAUUCUGGCAGUGCUGAUCGUGGUCAAGAUCAUGGCGUGGACAGCAGGAUCCGGGGAAUCAGCAUGGUCGACACGAACAAACUUAACAGCGAUAUAUCGGCGCUUCCAUACCAUACCAUGUACUGGAAACCACGACAGGGCCUGUUCCAGCUGGCUGGCGAAAAGCCAGCGUGGCGGAUCACUGGUUGCUUGCAUCGCGUGGAUACGCAUUUCUUGCUGCAUGCCGGGCACAAGAGACUGCGCUCGAGCGCAAGGGGGGAAGGAGACCGUCUAUUCUACAGCGGUGAUCGCCUGGAGCUGCUCUACACGUCUACUGUGGUCGAAGUGGGUAACACGAAAGGCAACACUACCGUGCGGCUGAACGCUGGCGAGGCGCACGGAAUUUCCAAGGGCAUGGGAGUUUGGCUAUUCAAGGCUGUUACCGCAGAGGCCGUGUUGGUCGAGCCGUCUACUCCAGGCCAGCAGCUAAAAGUUGGCUGUCUGGCACUACCACGCUCCACCCUGUUAUUGCAACGACUAGUGCGACUUGUUUACCCGGAAUCUCUAGGCGAAGACGACGCGAGCGAGAGGGCUCUGAACGCAGUACGUAAGGCCUGGGAAACGCAUGGCACCACAUUCGCUCCCUUGACCGACGGCCCCAAUGGCGGAGAAACCUUCCAAGUACAUGUCAGAGACGGGAUGUAUGACAUACUGGGUGGAGACGGCCAGCGGCUCCAGUACGCGGUACUCCCUCUACCAACUGAUGCUGAGCGCGCCGCUGAGAAACUGGUGCGCAGCUUGACACACCUGGCGAAAUACCACGGCGUGCUGGAUUUGAGAAGCCUCCGCAGUGGGCUUGCGUCCUGGAUCUCCGUUCAACUGACAAAAAAGCCGUAUGCUUUUCCACUGGAACCGCGACUGGCCACCGACCCACCUUCCAUCUCUUCAACUCAGCAACGCUGCAAGGCGACGGUGGGUGGGUGAAUGGGUGUUGCUUCGGGUAGAGAACAGGUCCAAAGUCGCGUUGAAUAUCACCUUGCUGGACCUGGACUCUACGUGGGCGAUCGAACAGGUGUAUCCUUACGGUGGCGCAGCUUACGAGACCUUAGAUAUAGGCAAGACGCUCUAUAUUCCUUUGAGGUGGAGGUGCCGGAUGGAGCUGCACACUCGGGGGUUAUCGAUACCAUAAAGGUCUUUGCAACCACCGAAUCCACCAGUUUCCGAUGGCUGGGGCUCGCAAUGCUCGAUCAGGAAACCCCCCAGCAGGGUGGCAUCAAUCGAGGAAACGCGCUUGAGCUUUUGCAGGCUGCCAUGAUGAUUCGAGCAGCCAGGCCAUAUACGCCGCUAGGAUGGGACGUUAAGAAUGUACCUAUCGAGAUAGAGGAUUCUUAGCUACUCUUAGGAAGAGUAUUUUAUUUAUCAUUUCUUCAC